CUGCAGGAGCAUUAGGUAACCCAAACGGCAUGACCAGACUCUCAAAAUGACCCUCUGGGGUAUUAAACGCCGUCUUCCAUUCAUCCCCUUCCUUGAUCCAGACCAUAUUAUAUGCCCCCCUUGGAGAACACCAAUCUUGUUAAACAAGUCACAAAUCAAAGGAAGGGGAUACGGAUCACGGACCUUAAACCGAUUGAGCUCAUGGAAGUCCAGACACGGCCUAAGAGUUCCAUCUUUCUUCUUUACAAAGAAAAACCCUGCUUCCACUGAGGACUUGGAAGGUCUAAUAUGUCCCUUAGCCAAACUCUCGGCAAUAUACUCUCGCAUGGCCGCUCUUUCGGGUUCAGAAAGGUUAUAUAACCUAGAUUUGGGCAACUUCGCUCCGGGAAUUUGAUUGAUAGGACAAUCAUAUUCCCGUCGUAGGGGUAAACCCUGGCAACCACUCUCAGAAAAUACAUCAGAAUAAUCUGAAAUGAAAGGGGGAACAGCUUUAGAGGUCAAGACAGAAAGAGAUGUAUUAAGACAGUUGUCCAUGCAAUAAUCACUCCAAUCGAAAAUCUGUCUCGCUUGCCAGUCACUGGUAGGAUUAUGUUUGCUUAACCAAGGUAAACCCAGAAACAACGGAGUAGGCAGACCCUCUAGCACAAAACACGAAAUGGAUUCCUGAUGAAAAUCACCCACUCUUAAACACUGAAAUAUUUUUCUCCAAUGCACUUGUCGUCAACCCAUGCAAACGGAUGAACUGACCAUCAACUAGGUUAACCCCUGCCCCACUGUUAAUAAACACCUCAAUUCCCACCGUUUUAAACUCUAGCGCCACCUCGGCAAAUAGGAAAAAUCGAGUACUACCAUAAAAUGACAAACGUAAGUUCUCAGACUCCCCACCCACACCAUCAAGAGUAAUCUGGGAAUUCAAAUUUUUUUUUUGUUUGUUUUCAGCUUGACGUUGAAUGUAAAGACAAACUAACAAAAUGUCCCCUUUUUCCACAGAAAAAACAUACUCCUUUCUUAUGACUAAAAUUCUUGCAAACAGGCCCAGGGGUCGCUCCCCCUGAUUGCAUAGGUUCAUCGCCACACAUAAACUCAGGAGUCUCUUCACCCAAUGUGUCAGAGGAAGCCGCCACGUUAUACGAUGGUUCGUCCUGAGAGUGAGGGACCUUAGAUCAUCAUAGAUAAGAUGUAGAGCUUUGAAAAAUUCAUCUCCCUACCGGAGGGACUGUGACCCGGUCGGUAGAGAAAAAGCCCAAGACUGAGCAUCAACUUUAAGCAACGACAUGAUAAUACCCACUCUAUGACUCUCACCCCCAGAUGAGAGUGGAUGUAACUUAAAGUACAAUUUACACGACUCUCUGAACCGAAUGACAUUAUCGCUUCCCCCCCCUAAAAUCUGUCCGGAAUUGCAACCUUAGGUUCAGCGCAGGCCUGGCAACUACUACCGGCACCAGCAGCCUGUGAUCCCUGGAUCUGUGUGUGGAGGUCAGCUUCCUCUAUAGACGGACCCUGCAAUUGUCUAGCCAGUGCAGCGAUUAGAUCCAUAGCCUCACUGACACAAACAAAAAAUGACGGUUAUUGGCGGUUGAUAAUGUCACAGUGCGGUGUGGGUGGUAAACUCCACACCGAACACAGGAGGGAAUGGAAAAGGUACUAGGUCUGGAAACUAGGGAAAGGGGAAACUACAAUGUCAUACAUGACUUUUCCGGUGGAAUCUUAGCACUUUUCAUAUGAGUUGAAUUUAUUUGUACUUGAAUCAAAUCUGCCUCGUGAUUUCUUCAAAUCGGUCCUUGAGCAUCUGCCCGUACUGAGAGAUCACGUACAGCCCGGACGACCUUCUAUUGAAAUGAAACAAGUUGAUCUACUUGUUCGGCUAGCUUGUUGAGACCAAAUAGUAGUGCUAUGGAUGCCGCUGCAUCUUUGGGAUCCGUGUCUAGGGCUAGAGAAGCAGAGUUGGGUAAUCAAUAUAAAAGAACUGUAGCAGAGCCGAAGGCCUGAUGCAGCAGAGUUGAACUGCAGACUGAUGUGAGAGAGUUAGGCUGAAGACUGCAGUAGCAGAGGAGUCGGACGGUGUGCUGGGACCGGAGUAACUACCCUGAAUAAUCAGGUGUUGUGCUGUCACUCCAGCCGAAUAUGGGGGCAUGUCGUGGUAGGGUGAUGCCAUUAAUGUGCACCGCGACAACCUGAUGCAUAGGAGAAGCCGGCAAGAAGAAGGGGGAGAGGCAGCGCAAGUCGCAGGAUCCGGUACAGGGGAGUAACAAUGGCUACAGCGUGUCACAGUCAUGUGAAGAUGCCACAUCCUUUUACACUUUGUUGCAGAUAAACUGCAUUGUCAGACUAUUCCCCUCAUAGUCCAAUCCAUACAGCAGAGAAAAUACAACAUCUGCUCUAUAAUAACUCCUCACAUAUUUCCCCUUUCACUAUCUUUAGUAGUUGUGUUUUUUGUGGUAUCGUAUCUGGUUAUAACAUUGUUUCCUCCUCUUUCCAUUCAGGUUCCUGCAAUAUAAAGUAAUAUAUUGAUAUUUUCUCUUUAUCAGAGAAUUUUCCUGACUGACCCAUAAAGGAUGAAGAGGGACAAAGACAAGAUGGUUGAGAGGGUAUUACAUCUCACCCUAGAGAUACUCUGCCAACUUACUGGAGAGGAUUACACAGUAGUGAAGAAGAUCUCUAGUGAACGCUGUCAGGAUCCUGUAUCUGAAGGAUGGGGAAGAACCCGGAGCCCAAUCACGGGGCCUCCGCCUCACUCCAUGAUACAUGAGGAGAUCAAUGACCAGAAGAUCCUAGAACUCACCCACACAAUGGUGAAGCUUCUAACUGGAGAGGUUCCUAUAAGGUGUCAGGAUGUCACUGUCUAUUUCUCCAUGGAGGAGUGGGAGUAUGUAGAAGGACACCAGGAUCUGUACAAGGAGACCAUGAUGCCCCUCACAACACCAGGUUCCUGCAAUAUAAAACCAUCUAUUCACCUUACUGACCUAUCAAGAAUGGAUGGGGACAGAGACAAGAUGGCAGAGAAAAUAUUACAUCUCACCCUAGAGAUACUCUUCCAAUUUACUGGAGAGGAUUACACAGUGGUGAAGAAGAUCUCUAGUGAGCGCUGUCAGGCUCCUGUGUCUGAAGGAUGGGGAAGAACCCUGAGCCCAAUCACAGGGCCUCCACCUCACUCCCUGAUACAUGAGGAGAUCAUUGCACAGAAGAUCCUAGAACUCAUCCACAAGAUGGUGGAGCUGCUGACUGGAGAGGUUCCUAUAAGGUGUCAGGAUGUCACUGUCUAUUUCUCCAUGGAGGAGUGGGAGUAUGUAGAAGGACACAAGGAUCUGUACAAGGAGGUCAGAAUGAAGAAUCAAAAGCCCCGCACAUCACCAGGUAAUAGACGCAAAUAAAUACAUUUGUUCUUUAAUUUACAUGUCUGUAAAAAUUGAAUUAAUUCACUGUAUGUGUCUCCUAUAGACAUUAAAGGGGUUGGACAAAGUACCCCAGACAAUAGCCAAUACUAUGAAGUAUUAAUAUCUAAAGCUAAAUGUACUGGCUAUAUAUCAUUUUUCUAACCUGUUUUCCGUGACUCACUUCCCCGGAGGAGCGAGCGGUACCGGGAAAUGUUUUUUUUUACAGUAAAAAUGAAUCUAUGAAGUAUUACACAAAGUCGCGCGAGACUUUGCGAAGUUUUAACUUUGGCUUAUCUGAGCCAAUACAUCCUAAUACCGUACGGAGCGCUCCCUACAGUAUUGGACCAAAGUUUUUUGCGAUUCGACUUUGGAUGUUUUAUCCGAAGUUGAUUCGCUCAUCUCUAAUAGCAAUAGUAGAAACGCCCCAGUCCCAGCAGUAAAGAGAGGUCACUACCCGUCCCACACGGUACCCUGUUUAUAAAUUUGCUGUGGGUCUCAGUUAUUGCUAGUUGUGCCACUGGAUGUAAGCCAUGAACAGAAAGUACAGAGGGGGAGAUUUAUAAUUUCCAUUGUUUCUGAAAAGUGGCGUUAAAAACUUGCAAACUACAGUAUGUGUCUGUGACU
Molecule: messenger RNA, 3998 nt
Organism: Bufo gargarizans (Asiatic toad)
Lineage: Eukaryota; Metazoa; Chordata; Amphibia; Anura; Bufonidae
Product: gastrula zinc finger protein XlCGF53.1-like
Exons: 6
Coding region: 2556-3371 (271 amino acids)
Biological process (GO): regulation of DNA-templated transcription
Source: RefSeq, a predicted model, not a curated record